CGGGCACCCGGCUCGCUCCGAGCCACAGCCGCGAGCCCGCCCGGCAGCCGAGGCCAUGGGCUGCGACGGCCGCGUGUCGGAGCUGCUCCGCCGCAACCUGCAGCCCACGCUCACCUACUGGAGCGUCUUCUUCAGCUUCGGCCUGUGCAUCGCCUUCCUGGGGCCCACGCUGCUGGACCUGCGCUGCCAGACGCACAGCUCCCUGCCCCAGAUCUCCUGGGUCUUCUUCUCGCAGCAGCUCUGCCUCCUGCUGGGCAGCGCCCUCGGGGGCGUCUUCAAGAGGACCCUGGCCCAGUCCUUAUGGGCCCUCUUUACCUCUACUCUGGCCAUCUCUCUGGUGUUUGUCGUCAUCCCCUUCUGCCGAGAUGUGAAGGUGUUGGCCUCGGUCAUGGCGCUGGCGGGCUUGGCCAUGGGCUGCAUCGACACGGUGGCCAACAUGCAGCUGGUGAGAAUAUACCAGAAGGACUCGGCUGUCUUCCUCCAGGUGCUCCAUUUCUUUGUGGGCUUUGGUGCUCUGCUGAGCCCCCUGAUCGCAGACCCCUUCCUGUCUGAGGCCAACUGCUUUCCUGCCAAUAGCACAGCAAACACCACCACCAGAAGCCACCUGUUCCACGCCUCCCAGAUCCUGGGCCUGCACCAUGCAAAAGCCCAGCCUGGGUCCAACCAGACAGUCCCUGGGCUGCCCCCAAAGGGCGGGACUGAGGUUCGAGUGUCCUACGCCUUCUGGAUCAUGGCCCUUAUCAAUCUUCCAGUGCCCAUGGCAGUGCUGUUUCUGCUGUCCAAGGAGCGGCUGCUGACCUGCUUCUCUCAGAGGAAGCCCUUGCUCCUUCCUGCAGACGAGCUGGCCCUGGAGACUCGGCCUCCAGAGAAGGAAGAUGCCUCCUCACUACCCCCGAAGUUUCAGCCAUACUCAGGGCACGAGGACCUGUUCAGCUGCUGCCAACGGAAGAACUGCCGGGGAGCCCCUUAUUCUUUCUUUGCCAUCCACGUCACAGCAGCCCUGGUCCUGUUCAUGACAGAUGGGAUGACGGGGGCAUACUCAGCCUUUGUGUAUAGCUAUGCAGUGGAGAAGCCGCUGUCUGUGGGACACAAGGUGGCAGGUUACCUCCCCAGCCUCUUCUGGGGCUUCAUCACCCUGGGCCGGCUCAUCUCCAUUCCCAUCUCUUCAAGAAUGAGGCCAGUCACCAUGGUUUUCACCAAUGUGAUAGGCGUGGUGGUGACUUUCCUCGUGCUGCUUAUUUUCUCCUCCAAUGUCAUCUUCCUGUUCGUGGGGACAGCGAGUCUGGGCCUGUUCCUCAGCAGCACCUUCCCGAGCAUGCUGGCCUACACCGAGGACAUCCUCCAGUACAAAGGAUGUGCGACCACAGUGCUGGUGACAGGGGCAGGGAUUGGCGAGAUGGUCCUGCAGAUGCUGGUUGGUUUGAUAUUCCAGGCCCAGGGCAGCUAUAGUUUCCUGGUCUGCGGCGUGAUCUUUGGCUGCUUGGCUUUUACCUUCUAUGUCUUGCUCCUGUUUUUCCACAGGAUGCACCCUGAACUCUCAUCAGCUUCUACCCCAGACCGACCACUUGGAAUGGAGAACUCUGAUUACUACCAGAGGUGAAACCGGGGGCCGGAGGCAGGCGAGGCUC
Marmota flaviventris (yellow-bellied marmot) is the source of this 1628-nucleotide messenger RNA. RefSeq names its product major facilitator superfamily domain containing 4A (gene Slc60a1). Lineage: Eukaryota; Metazoa; Chordata; Mammalia; Rodentia; Sciuridae. Gene Ontology annotation, molecular function: D-glucose transmembrane transporter activity. The record is from RefSeq and is a predicted model, not a curated record. Gene Ontology annotation, biological process: transmembrane transport.